This is a messenger RNA of Micropterus dolomieu (smallmouth bass), 1582 nucleotides long. Its product is annotated as solute carrier family 51 subunit beta. NCBI's taxonomy places the organism in Eukaryota, Metazoa, Chordata, Actinopteri, Centrarchiformes, Centrarchidae. The record is from RefSeq and is a predicted model, not a curated record. The coding region runs from base 311 to 1270 and encodes 319 amino acids. Gene Ontology annotation, cellular component: plasma membrane. Gene Ontology annotation, biological process: bile acid and bile salt transport. The transcript has 7 exons. Gene Ontology annotation, molecular function: transmembrane transporter activity; protein heterodimerization activity.
GUAUAAUCUCUCUGCUUAUGAUGGCAAUUCAGUGUAAGUGCAGAGUAAUGAAAAGAUCUGCAGGCUCCUCCCCAUGAACUUUGGAAAGCUUUUGGGUUUUCUUUCAUCUUUCUGACUGCUGAACUCUUAGACUUUCCCUCCUUCUCAUCUCAGCCAGAGACGGAGCAUCAUAGAAUGAAUAUCACAAACAGUUCCAGAGCAAGUAAUGCAGACUUAAGAGAGAGGCAUAGAGAGGCAUACUGUACUUGAUGUGGAACUGAAGAAUUCUGAAUAAAUACCUCCACUUUUAUGAAUUUCAUGAAUACAAGAUAUGUUGGGUGCCUGGAUCUCACUGUUUCCCCUCCUGUUAGGGGCGAGGGCAUUCAUGAUCCACAACACCCAGUGCAGCCUUUGUCUGGAGGACUCGGCAGCUACAGGUGAAGUCCUGCUGAAGAAGUGCAACCUGGACUCAGAGUCUCAGCAGUGGAUCUGGAUCGAUCAUGGCAUGCUGAUGUGUGUCACAUCAUCCAGAUGUUUGUCUGCCCUGCAGAGAGAGCCAGUCCAGACCCAGGCCUGCCAGGGGCCUGAAGUGAACGAUGCAGCGUUAGUGUGGGACUGUGACAGGGACAGACUUAUCAGCAGGAACACGUCACUGCUGCUGUCAAUAAAUGGCCAGCAUGUCAUUCUCACACAUGACAGCAAACACUCAAAGUGGAGAUCUCUGGAUGAGGGGGACAUCUGCCAGGAAAAACUCAGAUCCAGAAGGGCGUCUGAUGACCCAGAAGAAUUUGAGGCUGCAGAGGAGCAGACUGGCGAGCUGAGGACCAUGACGGAGGAAGAGAGAGAGUACCUCCGCUGGUACUAUCGCACAGAGGACCAGACCACAUGGAAGUUUGUGCUGCUGGGACUGGCCUUCGUCUGUCUUCUUAUUGGUUUUCUGCUGCUGGGAAUGGGAGCCAUGGCCAGCAAGAACAGAAAAAAGAUUGCUAAGUACAAAGCAGCAGCUGCUAGGGCUCAGAAGAGCGAAGGUGAGGAGAUGUUGGUCGUUUCACCACACAGAGACGACAGCAGCCGCAAAUCAUCACUGUUACGUGACAUGCUGCUGCACGGAAACGUACCCUCCUCAUCCAAUGGGGAAGUGAGCGAGCUCAAAGCAGGAAACAUCGUGCUCACAUGGAAAGAUGGCAACACCUCCAACCUGUACUCAGAUCCUGCAGCAGAGGAGGAGAAACGGGAGGAGGUGUCAGCUGCUGAGCUGGAGGCUGAUGAGGCAGUGAAGACGAUGGAGUGACAAAUUACAAGAUUAUGUUAUAUAUAUAUAAUUAUAUUAAAUGUGAAUAAUCUCGGCCUGUGACACAGUGCUUCACCCAAAGGAAGUACAACUUUGAUGGACUGCUAAUACUAUGAAGUUACAAAGCAUUACAUCCAAGUUCCAACAGAUCAAUCAUUGAGAACUUAACGGCCCAUUCGCUAAAAUUAAAAACAAUCCAUUAGUUUGGGGCACAAUGUUAACAGAAUAAUGUAUGUGUAACAGUGAUUUAUGACAUGAGGAUGGGUAGUUUAUUACUUUGGCUGAAAAUAAAAUACUUUUCUACAUGAUAAA